AUGAACGGUAGCCCCAUAACCCAGACCAACAACCAUGCUAUCCACGAGUCCUUUCCUGGCGAUACCAUGCUGGCCGCUUCAUGGGAACGUGUCGGAACAGCUCCCCCGACGGAGGAUGGACCCCCUGCUGGGAACGACUUCGGCGCCGCCGCCGCGCUGGAGGAUGAGCUUUCCGGGAACGAAUUCGUCGGUGAUGCUCCGUUAGAGGACGUACUUGCCGGUAACGAUUCCGUCGGUGCUACCUCUGUUGGACUGCUGGCUGGCUCUGAGGAUGCGCCAGAAUCACCACCUUCGCUUGAAGGUUCGGGCGUGACCAAUGGGGGUGCGGUUGUAGUGACAGGUCCAUCGGGAUUGAAAGAUAACGACGGCAGGAAAGUCGGUACGGGAAUAAGGCCGGUUUCGAUACAAAAGCUGUCGCCAGCCGUGGGACACGCAUAUCCGAAUGGGCAGCACCCACCGUCUUCGCAAUCAUGA
This is a messenger RNA of Penicillium lagena, 474 nucleotides long. RefSeq lists its product as uncharacterized. The transcript has a single exon. The record is from RefSeq and is a predicted model, not a curated record. The coding region runs from base 1 to 474 and encodes 157 amino acids. Lineage: Eukaryota; Fungi; Ascomycota; Eurotiomycetes; Eurotiales; Aspergillaceae.